AUGGCUCAGUCUCCAACUGACAAUAGCUCAGACCUUCAGUCAACUCCUCAAGGCUCCACGGGCGCAUCGCUGGCGUCCUCUUCGGACAAAGAAAACCGCGCUUCACCAACGGCAUCACGCGCAGAAAAACGAAAGCAGGGCGGAUCGUCAGCGCAAGCUAGAACAACAACCUCAACCAUGGAGGAUACAUCGAAUAAACGGCGUAGGGUCUCGGACAGGGUCCAUGUUGAGAAGGUUCAUAGAGAUAAAUUGGCGGACCUGGGUGAUACUAGCCUCUAUGACCCGGAUCAGGAUCCUGAAGAACGAAGGGCGAUCCGUAGGAGUCUACGAGAGCUCACAAAUAAAAUGAACGAUUCGCGCGCCGAAUACCUACAAACACGGUCUAGGGGCAUCCACGAUACCGUUACAAAGGCUAAUGAGCUUUUCAUGUCCGUUAAACAGACAUCAGAUGCGACAAUUGAUUCUCGCCUUCUCGUGGCUGCAGCUGAUCUAUCGUAUAAGCGUACUGCACAAGCGGUUCUGGGAGACUCAGCUGCAGGCAUUGAUGUGGAUGAGUUUGUAUCAAAAUGUAUAUCAUUCAUGCGUGGGGGAGCUACUGAUGAGGCAUCAUCGUCCAGCCAGCAAGUGAGCUCUCAACGACGUCGGCGCCGAACCGAUGGUGGAAAUAUCGAGGAGUAUGAAGAUGAAGAUGACACCCUCAACUGGGAUGUAUUGGGUAGGCAGGCAUGUCUUCCCUACAAUCUGCGGCCUUCACUCUCUGGUUUCUUGUAUGGCCCACUGUCUGUUCAAAAGCGAACCCGGCAGGUCACACAGCGAAGGGCAAGGCAGGAAAGGAUCGAUCCAUCCCAGGCAGUUCGCCCGCAACAACUCCAAGCCGAGGAUUUGGAGAAGCUGGAGACCGCCAAUUUGACAGCUAUUUGCACCGAGAUUCGGAAAAUCCUAGUAACCAAGCAGCAAUCAGGUGAGGCGCGUGCUACCAACGAGCUUUCCAAGUUGAAAGAGCCUACACAAGACCAGAUUCGGGAGGUUGUGGACAAAUAUGACCUGGCCGAUGAUGGUGGAGUGCCACUUUUCAAAUUCUGCAUCAAUCCAAACUCCUUUGGACAGACCGUGGAGAAUCUAUUUUACGUCAGCUUUUUGGUCAGAGACGGGAGUGUCGGAGUCUAUACUGACAGUAAACAGCUCCCCACGCUGCAUCCAUCAAAGCCAGUAACAGCAUCCGAAGCUAGGGAUCAAGGCAUAGAGAAGUUCCAGGCUGUUUUUAGCCUUGACUUCGAAACCUGGCGAGAUUUGAUUGAGGUUUUCGAUAUUAAAAAGCCCUUAAUCCCUCAUAGAGAUGAAGAGGAGCAGCGCGGUCAGACCGCGCUUGCAAGUCAGCGUUUGUAA
Ophidiomyces ophidiicola is the source of this 1386-nucleotide messenger RNA. RefSeq lists its product as uncharacterized. The coding region runs from base 1 to 1386 and encodes 461 amino acids. Gene Ontology annotation, biological process: DNA repair. NCBI's taxonomy places the organism in Eukaryota, Fungi, Ascomycota, Eurotiomycetes, Onygenales, Onygenaceae. Gene Ontology annotation, cellular component: nucleus; Smc5-Smc6 complex. The record is from RefSeq and is a predicted model, not a curated record. The transcript has 3 exons.